This is a messenger RNA of Botrytis porri, 1736 nucleotides long. RefSeq lists its product as uncharacterized. Lineage: Eukaryota; Fungi; Ascomycota; Leotiomycetes; Helotiales; Sclerotiniaceae. Gene Ontology annotation, cellular component: membrane. Bases 518 to 1429 code for a protein of 303 amino acids. The transcript has 2 exons. The record is from RefSeq and is a predicted model, not a curated record.
AUUAGAAAAUACAAUGAGCAAAACAAAUGCACCUCAAAAUAUCGUCCUCCCAAAAUCAUGUUUUUGGGAUAGGUACUCUUUCCAAUCUUGAGAUUACCUCUAGCUAUUCAUGCUUCUCACAUGAGUCAGGGAUUUGAAGAGUUUACCGCCAAGUGGUACCCACAUUCAUGCUCCGCCCUCCUCGCAUCCCAUGCUCGCCCCUCCGAAUGCGAGAAAGCGAGAAGCGAUAUACGAAUGCGCCACUACGUCUCAAAUGAAGAGCUUCUCAAUACGAAAAUGCGACUUUUCAUCUAGUUUGCAUUUUUCUGGGAAUCACAUAUUAUGUAGCUCUCUCCUCUCCUCAUUAUGGAGUCUUCUAUUCUGUCUCAUCCCCAUCUACACGCUUCUUUCUUUCCUCUUGAAAGAUAUAGACCGGUCGAGAUCUCAAGUUCCGAUAUUGUUCUGCUUCCCGUCUCCUGAGCUUCGAAUUCGCAUCUAAAAAUUAGACGAACGUGAUAAACUCAUCACAUCGAUCAUCAUGUCGGUCAAUGGAGAAAAAUAUAUGCUCUAUCACUAUGAACCAUCCACAGCCGCAGCUUGUGUUUUUGUAGUCCUAUUUGGUAUCUCCGCCAUCCUCCACAUCUACCAAUUAGUCUCCAAGCGAACAUGGUACUUCAUUCCCUUCGUUAUCGGAGGUUUAUUUGAAGCCAUAGGCUACGUCGGGCGUCUCCUAUCAUCUCGCGAGAACUACGGUGAUUGGACACUUGGACCAUACAUCAUGCAAACGCUACUCAUCCUCAUCGCCCCCGCCUUUUUCGCCGCAUCCAUCUACAUGGUCCUCGGACGUAUCAUCGUGCUCACCGAUGGCGAACAAUAUUCCAUCAUCCGCGCGCGCUGGCUCACCAAAAUAUUCGUCGCCGGUGAUGUUCUUUCUUUCUUGAUGCAAUCCAGUGGUGGCGGAAUACUCGCCAGUACCUCAUCCGCUUCGAGUGUCAAGAUGGGAGAAAACAUCAUUACGGGUGGUCUCGUCGUCCAAGUUGUUUUCUUCGCUUUCUUCAUUGUCACGACCGGCAUUUUUCACCACAGAAUCACAAAAGCACAAGGCGGAACUCAUGCUUCCGCUGUCCCAUGGCAACAAUAUCUAUACAUUCUUUACAUCGCCAGUACCUUCAUCAUGAUUCGAUCGAUAUUCCGUAUUGUAGAGUAUGUACAAGGAUCUGAUGGUACUCUUUUGUCGACCGAAACGUACAUCUACGUCUUUGAUGCUACGCUUAUGUUUUUGGUUAUGGUAAUCUUCAAUCUGAGACAUCCAAGUGCCAUUAUCCAAGGAAAGGGACAACAGUUUUCGACUCCAGUUUCGACAGGAAGCAGAGAGGGAUACCCGAUGAGCGAAAGAGUUCCAUCUGCGACCAAGUACCAAGGUCAUGGCUAUGCGAGAGAAUCCGUCUAGAUCGGUAUAGAAUGGAACAACGCCGCGAGGGUAUGAGUAGCAUUUGGGGCUGCACGGGAUAAUGAGAGGAGCACAUGAGUAACAUUUCGGGUCGGAAGGAAAAAUGUUACGGGAGAGAUCUCUCAAUACUAAUGCAAUAUGGGUGGCACCCUCCAACUACGGUCGGCAUGGGUUUUUAUUUAUUUCUUUUGUUUUCAACUGUUUCUACAGCAAGGCGUCUCAGCAUGGGAUCCAUAGAGCAUGUACAAGUAUAGCAUGCGACUUUACAUGGUAUUAGAAUAUAUGAUUAAUGACAAUAUAUCCAAAA